Molecule: messenger RNA, 4415 nt
Organism: Osmerus eperlanus (European smelt)
Lineage: Eukaryota; Metazoa; Chordata; Actinopteri; Osmeriformes; Osmeridae
Product: protein translocase subunit SecA-like
Exons: 2
Coding region: 89-3568 (1159 amino acids)
Biological process (GO): protein import; intracellular protein transport; protein targeting
Cellular component (GO): membrane
Molecular function (GO): ATP binding
Source: RefSeq, a predicted model, not a curated record
GUUUCCAUUGUACCUGUCAAGCUUGCUUUGCACACUCCUCUCCAACACUUGGUCUCUUCUUGCUUAUCUAUGAAACUUGACCUGAAAUAUGGCAUCGGUCAUAAUUGCUAUUCCUUCCCCAAACCUUUUGGAUGAAACAUUAAAUUCCUGUUCAUUUGAAAAUGACAGUGAUAUCCAUGAACUGGUGAAAGCUUUGGUCAAAAAUAUCCAGUGGAGUGCAGAAAAUGCAACUAAUCUGUUAAAGGUGCUUUUUAAGCGAAUAGAGAAGAAAGAAGACAGAGUAAAUGCCCAGUUGUGGAUGAAAACAGUACUGCAUUCCAUUCAGAUAAACUAUAUUACUCCACAACUGAAAGUUGAGGAAGGAAAGACAAUCACUGAACUGAUCAAUGACAAAUACAAAUCUGAUGAUGAUAUUAGCUCAGCUCUCGAACGUUUAUCACAAAUAGAAAAAGAUAUUGAAGAAAUCUUUGAGGAAAUUCGUCAGCAACCUUUAAAUCAAACGGAUGAAAGUGUUUUACACAAGGUAAAAGACAUAGUGUCAUCUGUCCACAAAUGCCCCUCAGCACCCAGUGGGCCAGACCCAGAUGGCCUUAAAAAGAUAUUAUCUGAACUGUGCAAAGCAGUGAAAACAACAAAAAAAUGGGAACCUCGUUUAACUCAGAUGGUUAGCUGGUGUCUACUGGCUUUGUCUGAAUCUGGUUGGCUAAUCCAAGUUGGCACUGGAGAAGGAAAGUCAUGCAUUGUAGCUAUGUUUGCUGCUUAUCGAGCCAGAAAAGGACACAAUGUAGACAUUCUGUCUAGUUCAUCAGUGCUCGCAGAGCGUGACUUGGAAGAAUGGCAUCACUUUUAUAAAAAGCUCAAAAUAACAGUGGACUGCAACACCAAAAAGGCUGAACCUGACGCCUUGAAGAGAUGUUACAAGAGUAAAGUUGUCUAUGGCUCCGCCCAGAGUUUUGCUGGAGACUACUUGAGGCAUGACUUCCAGAGGGAGGGGGUGAGAGGGGAAAGGCAUUUUGAUUGUGCAAUCGUGGAUGAGGUGGACUCCUUAAUGUUAGACAAGGGCCUUCAGAUGGUAUACCUGAGCAGUGAAAUGCCUACAAUGCAACAUCUUAAUUCUCUAUGGGCAUUGAUAUGGUCCAUAGUGAAUCAGUACCAUCAUGAGGGCUCAGAGAUAACAGUAGGGCCCUUCACCACAUUCUUUCAUGUCAUUCUUAAGCACAUUCAUGUUGAUGGAGAUUUUGACAAGUUCACCAUCUUCCAGAUGGCGGAGGAUAUAGGUACAAUUCCAAAAGGAUCUGUCGCGGACCUAAGGAGAAAUUCAGAUGACGAAGUUUUACUUACAAAAAUAAAAAAUGUUGAUGCCCACCUGUUGGCAAAGUUCAUGGAAACAGUGGAGAACACAUUCCCAUCUUGUCACUUUGCGCUGCAUAUCAAGAAUGAUAAAGGGGAAUUGGAAGAAUUAAACACAAGAGAGCAAGGUGGUGAAAACGACAAACAAAGAGUUCCAUUUCUAUAUGUAAAUUCAGGAUUCUGUGGUUAUAUGCAUUCUAACAUGGAGACUGUCUUCAUCACUGCAGAGGAGAUUAUCAAAGCCAACUUGACAUUCACACCAUGUAACAUAAACCAGAAUAUAAUAACCUGCUAUAUUCCUGGGUUCCUUCGAGAACUAAUCAACAGCAAACUAAGGGUAUGGAUUGAAAAUGCAUUUCAUGCCAAAACAAUGACACUGGGCCAUGAGUACAUCCUGGAGGGAGAUGAAAUAGUUCCUGUGGACUACAGUUGUACUGGUGUGGUCGAGAACAACAUGAAAUGGUCCGAUGGAGUUCAGCAGUUUCUGGAACUGAAACAUGAGACCAAGAUGAGCAACAUGUCUGUUAUCACAAACUUCAUGUCCAAUGUAGGUUUGUUCCAGAAGUACCAAGGUCAGCUGUAUGGAAUCACAGGCACUUUGGGAAACCAAUUGGAGAUUGAAACCUUACAGAAACUCUACACUGGAAUAAAAACCUGUGAAAUACCAACUUUCAAACGACGAAAGCUCUUCGAAAUUGAGGGACUGGUCACAGGUGAUGAGGAGGAAUGGAAACAGAAGAUCUGCAGUGUUGUUGAGUCACAAAUCAUUCCAACAUCUUACAGGAGUCCCAGAGCUGUUUUGGUCAUCUGUGAGACCAUCAACAGAGCCGAAGCUUUCUGCGCGGCACUUGGUCCCAACGUCCCAAAUAUAAAGCCCUACACUAACAACAACAAGGACAAUACAUCAGUCACUAAACAAAACUUGAAAGCUGGGGAUGUAAUUGUAGCAACAAAUCUGGCUGGUCGUGGUACUGACCUAAAGGUUAGUAAUGAAGUGAACAAUGCUGGAGGUAUGUUCGUAUUACAAACCUUCCUGCCAGAAAAUGCUAGAGUGGAGAAACAGGCUUUUGGUCGCACUGGGAGGCAGGGAAAUCCUGGUUCCUCACAACUCAUCAUCUGUACCAAUCAUAUGUCAGAAACCCUGAAAAACAUAAUGACCCAACUGUGUUCCUUAAUUCAAAAGGAGGAAGAGGAUCACGUCAUGCAAUACAAUUCGACCCGAGCUGGGACUUUCCAGAUAAACAUGGCAAAAAAGUCCAGAGAUAUUGUGGUGUCAAAUAAAUUAUAUCAGUACUUGAAAAAUCAUGUCCCAAAACUUCUAAAGAAGGAAGAGCUAUUUUCUGAUUAUGUCAAACUGCUAGAAGAUGUUCACACCACUUACAACGAUUCUAAAUUGCAUGGAUCACUGGUGUCCUCACUGAAUGAGACAUGGGGGAUGUGGUUGUUGAUGAGCUUUAAUGAAAAAGAUUCAACUGAAGAUUUAAAGACAAAGUUGCAAACAGACAUGCAAAAAGCUAAGCAAAGACUAGACAACAGACUGGCCCCGACAUCAAUAACUCACCAUUAUGUCCUGUUUGGAAAUGCUCUCCGUAGCAGUGAUAACCUUUCAGAGAGUUCAGAUUCAUACACCAAAGCCAUGCAAGAAGACCGAUGCUGGGUGGCUAUUGCUCUGUACAACCGUGCCCUUAAUACUUUGAAGAGAAAAGACAGCAACUACAUCACUGGUGCUUUGGAAGACCUGGAAAAUGCUGUGGAGUCACUAGAGUUUUACCAAAAUCUGAUUGUGAACACUAUUGUUUACUCAAAAUUGGCGACUACAACACCACUUACCGUUACUAACAAUAGGCUGGACAAACAGUUAACAACCAGGCGGCAAGUGCUUGAGUGUUUGAAAGAUAACAUAAAUGAGGCUAUUGGAAAGUUGAAGAGGGCCAGAGACAUGGGUGGGAAUGUUAGUGUGGACGAAAAAUUAAUAUUUUUCCUUGUACCGAUAUACUGUCUGAUUCCUUUGGAGGAUUUUGGACAACCAGUGAUCCGCCUUUUGACCUCAGAUGUUAGAAAGAGGCAGCAGCACCUCAACCACUCCUCAUUCGACAUCCUGAAAGAGCUACAGGCUCUCCAAUGUCUUGGAAUGACCGUGGUUUUCACCUUGGAUACAGUGUUUUCCCUGGGUGGCUUUCUCUCAAAGAUCUUGAAGCUCAAGUUACAAUCGAAAUGACCAGAUUAGUCUACUCAACAAUGUUUCCUUCCAGGGAGUCCUGGAAUGGCAGCCUUAGGGUAUGAUGAUUACGUCACCCGUCUCCCUUGAGAACAUUAUACACAUACUGUAUACUUAAUAUUGGCCCACCAUUUGGGAUCUUGUACAAAGUUAAAAUGUAUAAUCCAUGUAUGUAUCUGGACAUGUGUAAUAUAGUUGUCCAUGUUAACAGUCCCAAGGGAACUCAGUGUGUCUGCUGAUGAAUUGGAUAAACUGUUGGCUAUGCAAAAAGUGUUCAAUGUUGAUUCACAAAAUUACAAUGUUUUUGUCACAAGGGAUAUGGAACUGGAAAAUUAUAAUUGAAUGCUCAAUUUUCUUUGCACAACCUACAAACCUGUUUGCAUGAGGAAAUAUGAAUAAAUCAACAUUUUUUCCAUCAGUUUACAUGUAAUACUUGAGUAGCAAUAAUUAUGUCCAUUUGAUUACAGUUUUUCAUGGCUUAAAACUCUUGUCAGGGUAUAUUAAAUCCAUUUAAAUAGCAUUGUUAACAUUUGAGACAAACCAGUGUCGAAGAAAUGAUCCGUGGAGUAUUAAUGGACUUUGUUAGUACAGUUAUUCAACCAAGUGUAAUAAUUUGCCUACUAUUGGUCAUGGUCAAUGUAGUGUGGUAUUUUGAUGGAUGUCUUUUUAAGUUUACUUUUAUUAUUUUGGUUUUCUCUUAAGUCUAUAAAGGCAAAUACCCACCUUCACAAUGAAUUGAAUAAUGUUUUGUUGUUUCAGAAACGUAGGCUACUUAUGACAGACAUUUUUUUUAAUGCUUUCUGGAUGCAAAUGAUGUACUAAACAGAUGAAAAUAAUUAUAAAUCCA